ACACGUUUUUGUGUGGCGUUCAAACGGUCCCUUAAUGUACAUGGAAGAGAGAGGCGCCGCCGGUUGUUGAGUUUGAGUCGCGUUUUCUCUUGCAUUCCUUCGGAGCUUUGGACUCUAAAGCUCUGAAGGAAUCUGAGUGCUUUACACAUUCUUUAUUCUUCGCUCGCUGUCAAGUGGAAUGUGCAGAUCGAGCGGUUGAAUUUUGAAGCAAAUUUUGGCGAACAUCUUGGUCUCGUUUCAGAUCUUUGAGAAAAAUUUUCCAAUAGGCAAUUGAAUUUUGCAUCAAUUCGUCGAAAUAGCUUGGUAGAUCCAUUAGCUAAUUAAGCAUGGAGGCCGGAUUGCAAUUUGCUGGAGUUAAGACUUUGUGCCCGGUUUCAUCGAGGAGAUCUUCGUAUUUCCGGCCUCUAUGCCCAAAGCGGCUUCGUUUUGAUACUUCUGUGGCUUCGGCAUCCGGAUUAUCACAUUCGAGUGUGAAGAGUAGUUGUAGAAGCAGAGUUUUGAAAGUGAGUUGCGAGGGAGUGAGUGUGGAUGUCCUUGAAAGGAAGGAAACGGAGAAUCAAGGUUUCGGCGAAGCAGAGAAUCAAAUGACAUGUGUCAUGAAAUUCGGUGGCUCGUCAGUGGCCAACGCUGAGAGAAUGAGAGAGGUAGCUGAGCUCAUAAUCGGCUUCCCGAAUGAGAGGCCGGUGAUUGUUUUAUCGGCAAUGGGAAAGACGACGAACAAACUUUUAUUGGCUGGAGAAAAGGCGGUCGGCUGUGGCGUUUCUAACAUAUCGAGUAUUGAGGAGUUGAGCUUUAUAAAAGCACUGCAUCUCAGGACUGUGGAAGAGCUUCGAAUAGACAAGUCUACUAUAUCACCACACCUAGAAGAAUUGGAGCAGCUUCUCAAGGGAAUUGCUAUGAUGAAAGAGCUGACUCUACGGACAAAAGAUUAUUUAGUUUCAUUUGGGGAGUGCAUGUCCACUAGGAUCUUUGCAGCAUAUUUGAAUAAAAUUGGUGUAACAGCUCGCCAAUAUGAUGCCUUUGAGAUUGGUUUUAUAACCACAGAUGACUUCACAAAUGCGGAUAUUUUGGAAGCAACUUAUCCAGCUGUUGCAAAGAAGUUAAUUGGUGAUUGGGUUUAUGAACCUGCAAUACCAGUUGUUACUGGCUUCCUUGGAAAGGGCUGGAGGACAUGUGCAGUUACUACAUUGGGUAGGGGUGGUAGUGAUUUGACAGCCACAACCAUUGGUAAAGCACUGGGGUUGCGAGAGAUACAGGUGUGGAAGGAUGUUGAUGGUGUUUUAACAUGUGAUCCUAACAUAUAUCCACGGGCAGAACCUGUGCCAUAUUUGACCUUUGACGAGGCUGCUGAACUUGCAUAUUUUGGUGCUCAGGUCCUGCAUCCGCAGUCCAUGAGACCAGCUAGGGAAGGUGAUAUUCCUGUUAGGGUUAAAAACUCUUACAACCCUAAUGCUCCAGGUACUCUCAUAACCAGGACAAGAGACAUGAGUAAGGCAGAACUUACUAGCAUUGUUUUGAAACGGAAUAUAACUAUGUUGGAUAUUGUUAGCACUAGAAUGCUUGGUCAAUUUGGCUUCCUUGCAAAGGUAUUUUCAACAUUUGAAGAUUUGGGCAUAUCGGUGGAUGUUGUGGCCACCAGUGAAGUCAGUAUUUCCUUGACACUGGAUCCGUCAAAGCUUUGGAGCAGAGAACUAAUUCAGCAGGCAAGCGAACUCGACCAUGUUGUGGAAGAACUUGAGAAGAUUGCUGUUGUGAACCUCCUUCAGCACAGAUCAAUAAUUUCUCUUAUUGGAAAUGUUCAGAAAUCAUCGCAGAUACUAGAGAAGGCGUUUCGUGUUCUUCGAACAAAUAAAGUCAAUGUUCAGAUGAUCUCACAGGGUGCAUCUAAGGUUAAUAUUUCGUUGGUUGUGAAUGACAAUGAAGCAGAGCAAUGCGUGAGGGCUCUUCACUCGGAAUUCUUUGAAAGCGAUCUUCUCUAAACCAAAUUGAUGCCCAUUUAGCACUAGCUGGUGAUCUUCUCACUGUAACUCUAUAUUUAUUUUUCCCAAGCUUGGGGAAGUCCAGUGUCCCUUUUCUAGUCCAAUUAAAAGUUAUCGUUGUCUCUUCAACAAUGUAAUCAUAUUUCGAAUGCAAGCUUAUAGCUUA
Corylus avellana is the source of this 2145-nucleotide messenger RNA. RefSeq names its product Aspartate kinase family protein (gene CARAB-AK-LYS). Lineage: Eukaryota; Viridiplantae; Streptophyta; Magnoliopsida; Fagales; Betulaceae. Gene Ontology annotation, biological process: L-homoserine biosynthetic process. The record is from RefSeq and is a predicted model, not a curated record. Gene Ontology annotation, molecular function: aspartate kinase activity. Gene Ontology annotation, cellular component: cytosol; chloroplast stroma.